This is a messenger RNA of Paramuricea clavata, 501 nucleotides long. The record is from the annotation of a GenBank genome assembly. NCBI's taxonomy places the organism in Eukaryota, Metazoa, Cnidaria, Anthozoa, Malacalcyonacea, Plexauridae.
AUGUUCCAUGUAUCAGGUGCGAUGUUUGCAAUUUCUGCUAACUAUUUGAUCUCAAGCAUUAUCCUCCGUCAUCCAAAGGAGUUUGCCAAAAUUAUGGACCCCAAAAGCACACAAGCACAAAUCUUCAAAAAUACAGGAUCGCCAAAGGACAUAAAAAACUACAUACUAUCAACCUUCGCGGAAGACCAUUCAGGAAUCUCUUCGCUUUCGCGAAAGGCUUCCAAAACGGUUACAAAAGCUUUGUUAGAUUCCGACAAUGACAACGACUCUGAAUCCACUACAAGCGCAUCAUCAUCAUCAUCGUCCUCGUCCGAUAUUGUGGAACCAAAACUGCCAAAGAAACAACAACCACCUUCUAAGAAAAAAGAUUCAUCACCGUCCAUCUCCAAUGAAAAUGUCCAACAACCACCAAAGAGUAAACGACCGAAAACAAAGCAAACUGUAGUAGAAAUCGCGGAAGACAUGGAACAGGACAUCGUCCAGACAAACCUAAAAAAGUAA